CCUUAUCUUCACCACACACAACACAACAAAACAAUACAACCUCCCAAUUGGAUUUCCGCCACUCCAAAUCCAUUCCACCUAACACACUACCUUCAACAUGGCUGGGAUUAUCGGAACUUCCUCCACUGCACCAAUCUUUGCCUCCAGGCCCCUUUCUUCUCACUCGUCACCAACUCCCUCUUUCUCCCUCCACCCCUCUUCUGGGCUAAGUUCAGGGAGGAAAUUCUAUGGAGGAGUCGCACUCCCCUUGAAGAAAGGGCGCUCUCAUUUACAUCUCUCUAUUUCCAAUGUUGCCACUUCUCCCGCUCAAGAAGAGGUUCAGAAGCUAACUUCUUCGAAGGAGAACCAGAGGCCAGUUUAUCCAUUUGCAGCUAUAGUUGGGCAGGAUGAGAUGAAACUGUGCCUCUUGUUGAAUGUGAUUGAUCCCAAGAUAGGAGGGGUGAUGAUCAUGGGUGAUAGGGGGACUGGGAAGUCUACCACUGUUAGAUCUUUAGUCGAUUUACUCCCCGAAAUCAGAGUAGUCUAUGGGGAUCCAUUUAACUCGGAUCCAGAGGAUGCUGAAGUGCAGGGGCCGGAAGUACGUGACAAAGUCAUGAAAGGUGAACAGCUCCCUGUUGUUUCCACCAAAAUCAAUAUGGUUGAUCUACCUUUGGGUGCCACAGAAGAUAGAGUUUGUGGUACAAUCGACAUUGAGAAAGCUCUUACCGAAGGUGUGAAGGCGUUCGAGCCUGGCCUCCUGGCAAAAGCCAACAGAGGGAUUCUGUAUGUGGAUGAGGUUAAUCUUUUGGAUGAUCAUUUAGUGGAUGUUCUACUGGACUCUGCUGCCUCGGGUUGGAACACUGUCGAGAGAGAAGGAAUCUCAAUUUCGCACCCAGCCAGGUUCAUACUCAUUGGAUCUGGAAAUCCGGAAGAGGGAGAACUGAGGCCGCAGCUUCUUGACCGUUUUGGGAUGCAUGCCCAAGUUGGAACAGUGAGGGAUGCGGAGCUCAGGGUCAAGAUAGUCGAGGAGAGAGCACGAUUUGACAAGAAUCCUAAAGAAUUCCGGGAGUCCUACAUCGCAGAGCAAGAGAAACUCCAGCAGCAAAUUGACUCAGCCAGGAGUGCCCUUUCCUCCGUUACAAUAGAUCAUGAUCUUCGAGUAAAAAUCUCCAAGGUCUGCGCUGAGCUCCAUGUGGAUGGAUUGAGAGGUGAUAUAGUUUCGAAUAGGGCAGCAAAAGCAUUGGCUGCUCUCAAAGGAAGAGAUAAAGUUACAGCAGAGGAUAUUGCCACUGUCAUUCCCAACUGCUUAAGACACCGACUUAGAAAGGAUCCUCUAGAGUCAAUCGACUCAGGCGUACUCGUGAUUGAGAAAUUCUACGAAGUUUUUGGCUGAUGGAGGUAAAUUUUCUUCUGAUUUUUCAGUGCAAGGUUUAUCUUUGGUAUGAAGGUUUGUGUACUUGGCUAUUCAAUUUUGGAGCUGCAAAACAAACAGAUAAAGCUCUAAGCAUUUUGUAUUGUAUUUCUGAAACUUUGAGUUGAUGUUGAUAGACAAGUAUAAUCCAAGAAUAUAUUUGGUAGAAUGAAGUUAAUAGGUUAGAAUUUGUUCAAA
This is a messenger RNA of Salvia splendens (bonfire salvia), 1588 nucleotides long. Its product is annotated as magnesium-chelatase subunit ChlI, chloroplastic. The record is from RefSeq and is a predicted model, not a curated record. Gene Ontology annotation, biological process: chlorophyll biosynthetic process. Gene Ontology annotation, cellular component: chloroplast stroma. Gene Ontology annotation, molecular function: ATP binding; magnesium chelatase activity; ATP hydrolysis activity. Lineage: Eukaryota; Viridiplantae; Streptophyta; Magnoliopsida; Lamiales; Lamiaceae. The transcript has 3 exons. Bases 98 to 1372 code for a protein of 424 amino acids.